GGAGUGUUACUUUGCUCUCGUUGCUGUCUUUUUUAAGGUGUUGCAUAGGAUGAAUCCUCAUGGAGCUAGUAGAAGAAUAUUAACACUAAUUAUUUGGAACCAACAAAUGCAGGGGUUUGGUCUUUUGACAAUUUCAACACCACCAGUCCUUGCUGUAGUAACAGGCAGCUGCAGCUCAUUUGUGCCCCACUGCAUUGGCCCAGUCCAUAAAACUCUCUUUUACACAGCAUUGCUUCUAUUAGCUAUUGGAGAAUCGACUCACUUGUCCUCCUGGCCUCAGUUCGGCAAGGACCAGUUCGAAACAGAAAAGGUUUACCAGUUCGCAACAGAAAAGGAUUACAAACGUUCAUGUCAGCUUUUCUCAUUGGCGACACUAAUGUUGGUCGUCCCUGUUUGUGCCGUUAUAGCAGUUGGUUUAUCAAAUUCUUGGUCGAUUAAGUUUGGGAUAGGAGCAAUAUCUGCAGUGGUAUCUACACUUAUCUUCUUAAGUGGUUUAUAUUCAUAUAAACGCCCCAGUGGAGACUCUAGCCAUCUUACCUGGAGUUUAUUCUAUCAUACUCGGCAGCGGUAUUUCAGCAGUUAUGUUUUUCAUAGUCUCAUGUAUGGCUGUUGUCCCAUCAGGUGUUAUUGCUUCCAUUGGAAAUACUUUCUUCAUGGAACAAGCAACCGACAUGAACCAUUACAUUGGGAGGCUCAGAGUUCCUACUAUUAUCCUUCCUGCGUCACAGCUGUUGGUGAAAUUAUUUGUAAAGCUACGAAAACAAGAUUCUAAAGUUUUCUUUGCCUUCCAUGGGAUUAUAGUGUCAUGCGUGAUUUCAGUUGUAUGUUGUAUAACAGCUGCAAAAGUGGAGACCCGAAGGUUAGACGCGGUGAAGAGCCACGGUUUCAUUGACAAACCUGAGGAAACAAUUCCGAUGACCAUGUUCUGGCUGCUUCCACAGUUUCUUCUUCUCGGUUUAGCUCAAGAGAUUGGCAAACAAAGCAUUGCGAAUCUAUAUUAUGCUCCGCUGUGGUGGUCUUUUAGGAGCCGAUCAUUCUGUGAAUACAUGCAAACCUUGGCUGACGCUGUCAGUGGAGUCGGAUAUAUAGGCGGGAUGUUGUCAGUUUAUGCAGUUCGUAAGAUGAAACCCAGUUGGUUCCAGUACACGCUUAACCGGAGUCGUUUGGAUAAUUACUACUGGACCUUGGCCGCAUUGUCUGCAGCUAAUCUGGCAUCGUUCUUUUUAGUCCUUCUUUCGAUUCUUCUGAGGCGGCGUUUUUGAUUUUCCUGAAGUUUGACAUGCUUAUAAGUCCCACCUCUCUUCUUAGAAUGAAUUUCCGUGUUCUUAGUAUAACAUAAAAGCUAAAUAAGACAUUUCUCUUCAAUCCCCUGCACCUCGAAUUCAGACUCUCUAUUUCUUGUCAGCGGCCCGUAACAUUUUUCGGGACCAGGAUUGAACCAAGCAAAUUUCCCAACUAAGUCGCUGUCAUAUUUUACAAAUUUGGAUUGGCUCUUGUAAUAAUUUUGAUCGUUGCUAAGCAAGCGUUUUUAAUUUCCAUUUUCCGAAACAUAGUGAGGCACACAUGGUCUCUCACAAGUCACAAAACGCCCUACCUAAAGCUUCAUCAUUCCUGUUCCUAAUGUAGCGCAAAACAUGUACUUACUCAUAGAGGGAUGCAGCUAAUUGUUGAAAAUACUGGCAUCGCUGGCAUCACCACUUCCGUCGAUGGCACCACCGGAAAGGUGCUCUAAACAGCUAGAAGCCUAGAACACACACAUGGGGAUGGUCUCGAGCAUCUUUUCAAAAAAAUCUUGUUUCCUAACCGCAUCUAGCCUCCGAGUAUCCACUUGUGAAGCAACAAUUCUACCUUGUACAGAAAGUACAGUCCAUGCUGCCUACUGUGUGGGGUUCUUGAUUUUGAUUUGAAGAUGUAUAUUUCUGAUCUUGAUCCCGGUUUUGACAUGUUCAAGAAACAAUGUUUCUGGCAAA
Messenger RNA from Pyrus x bretschneideri (Chinese white pear), 1970 nucleotides. Its product is annotated as protein NRT1/ PTR FAMILY 5.5-like. The coding region runs from base 582 to 1262 and encodes 226 amino acids. The transcript has a single exon. The record is from RefSeq and is a predicted model, not a curated record. Lineage: Eukaryota; Viridiplantae; Streptophyta; Magnoliopsida; Rosales; Rosaceae.